Messenger RNA from Etheostoma cragini (Arkansas darter), 4108 nucleotides. Its product is annotated as activin receptor type-1C. Gene Ontology annotation, molecular function: ATP binding; activin receptor activity, type I. The transcript has 9 exons. NCBI's taxonomy places the organism in Eukaryota, Metazoa, Chordata, Actinopteri, Perciformes, Percidae. The record is from RefSeq and is a predicted model, not a curated record. The coding region runs from base 269 to 1750 and encodes 493 amino acids. Gene Ontology annotation, cellular component: activin receptor complex; plasma membrane. Gene Ontology annotation, biological process: nervous system development; cellular response to growth factor stimulus; activin receptor signaling pathway.
UUAAAUGUAUGUGCAACACACUUUAGCUCAGGCUCUCAUUCACAUGUCUUUAUCAGAGGUCUGCAGCGUUAAUCCUCUUAAAUUUCAGUUAACAGAGGCGGAGCAAACCUCUCACUGCGUUGUAAAGUUUCCUCCCCGCAUUUGCUGAGCGAGGCAUUUGUGCGGGCUGCAUGGCCGGCUGACUUUACCGCAAUGAAUAAUAUUGUGCUUUUCUGUAUAGUAGCUGUGUAAACGGUGCGGCGGAGACGGAGCUGAUGCGGCUCUUGCCAUGAUUCGUCCCGGGAAGCAGAGCUUUCAAGCGGCGUUGAUCUUUCUGUCCGUCGCCCAGCUGACUGCAGGUCUGAGGUGUGUUUGCCAGCUUUGUGCCAACCACACCUGUGAGACGACCGCAGACGGCGCCUGCUGGAACUCUGUGAUGCUGGUUGACGGGAAGGAGGAGACGGACAAGUCCUGCCUGUCGCCCUCUAAGUUGAAGGGCCAGGUCUUUUGCUACAGCUCCCGAAAUGUCUCCAAGAGGAACUGCUGCUUCACUGACUUCUGCAACAACGAGACUCUGCACUUACACCCAGAAAGGCCUUUGGAAGAGCCCGGCUGGAGCAGGCGGCAGCUCGCUGUGUUGAUCCUGGUUCCCUCCUGCCUGUUGUGUGUGGGGAUCCUGCUCGGUGUGUUCGUUGUGCAGGGCCACCGCUGUGCCUACGCCAGAGCCCGCAAGCAGGACCCAGAGGAGACUCCGGAUGACCAGAUGUUAAUGUCCAUUGACAAACAUCUCAAAGACCUAAUCUAUGACAUGAGCACCUCUGGUUCUGGAUCAGGUCUGCCACUGCUGGUCCAGCGAACUAUAGCUCGGACCAUUGUCCUGCAGGAGACCAUUGGGAAGGGUCGGUUUGGUGAAGUGUGGCGGGGAAAGUGGCGAGGAGAAGAUGUGGCGGUGAAGAUCUUCUCCUCCAGGGACGAGAGAUCGUGGUUUCGGGAAGCAGAGAUUUAUCAGACAAUCAUGCUCAGACAUGAGAACAUCUUGGGCUUCAUUGCUGCUGACAACAAAGAUAAUGGCUCGUGGACGCAGCUCUGGUUGGUGUCAGAGUACCAUGAGCAUGGCUCUCUGUAUGACUACCUGAACAGGUACACGGUCUCCUUGGAAGGCAUGAUUGUUCUCGCUCUGUCCAUAGCCGGUGGGCUGGCGCAUCUCCAUAUGGAAAUCAUUGGAACACAGGGGAAACCUGCCAUUGCUCACAGGGAUCUAAAGUCGAAAAAUGUCCUGGUGAAAAAGAACGGCACGGCAGUCAUUGCAGAUUUGGGCUUGGCUGUGAAACACGACUCAAGCACCAACUCCGUUGACAUACCGUCCAACCACAGAGUGGGAACCAAGCGGUACAUGGCCCCAGAAAUCCUGGAUGAGACGAUCAAUAUAACUAGCUUUGAGUCAUUCAAGAGGGCGGAUAUCUACUCGCUAGGUCUGGUGUUCUGGGAACUUGCCCGAAGAUGCUCUGUUAGAGGACUUCAUGAAGAUUUUCAGCUGCCUUAUUACGACCUGGUGCCUUCUGAUCCGACCAUCGAGGACAUGAGGAAGGUGGUGUGUGACCAGAAACUCAGACCCAAUGUUCCCAACCAGUGGCAGAGCUGCGAGGCUCUGCGUGUGAUGGGCAAACUGAUGAGAGAGUGCUGGCAUGCCAACCCUGCUGCUCGACUCACUGCUCUGAGGGUCAAGAAAACGGUGUCUCAGCUGUCUGCCAUCAAGGAUCUCAAAGAUUAGUUAGAUUUGUUGCCCUGCAGAUCAGCACUGGUGCUGGCACUGGUGCAACAACUGAGAGUUGUUGAAACUGGGAGAGUUGACUGGGAGAAACUGUUCUCUCUAAUGGCCUGAGGCUGCCCUCUUCAGGACACAACAACAGUAUUCACCCUCAGAGAGCAACUUCAGGUUGUUUUUGGUGCCAAAGUAUUGUAGGAGGUGUCUGUGGCUGCUUUGCACAUAGACACCUAGUUAAAAACAAAAUUGAACAAAACUGCUGAACUUUUGGUAAGAAGAACCAUAUGAAAUUAGAAUAUAUCUUAUAUAUAUAGAUUAUUUUGCUACCUCAGACAUUUAAGUGCCCAAAGCUUGAAGUUGCACAUUGGGAUGUUUUUGUGCCAUAUCUUGUAUCAAAUACAGUACUGCUGAGUAUUUAGUGUGCUAACUGAAAAUCACAAACAAUACUGAAUAAGACACUCUGACUGGUUCUGAUUGGUUUAAAAUUCCACACUUACAUAUUGUUCCUGAUAAUCUGAAUUUUAAAGUGAAUUUUUACACGUAAAAGGGAUACAACUGUGCAUUUCCAAGUGGAAAACAUCCUUUAGCUAAAUAUAUUCAAGUUGGUUUUCAGUGUGAUUUAGUUCUGACUAAUGAUUUUUAACCACCAUGGCUCCAAGGAUGGCAAUUACAGUUUGUCCAUUGGAUCUGUUGGUCCAAAUACCUCAACGUUUAUUGAAUGGAUCACAAUGACAUUCCUGGUCCCCAGAGGAUGAACCCCCAUGAUCACCUGACUUUAAGUAUAACUAAAGGCUACGCCUCAGUUUAGUUGAGCUGACACUAAUAAGAAUUACCCUAACAUCAAUAAAGGUUUGGAUUUAGUUAAAAACGGAUCCAUUCCUCUGGCGCCACCCUCAGACAAAACUUUAAAAAUUUGGACUGACUAGUAGUAAGGAUUACAUUUAACAUUAUAAAGUCUUUAUAUUUUAACAGCCUCAUGGGAUCAUUAGAGUGCCUAUAUACGUUUUCUUUGUAUUAUCCUUUACAGAAAGAGAAGUACAACUAUAAGCUCCUGCUAUACAUUUUGCACGUUUAAAGCUUUCGGUUGCUGAAAAGAGCUGCUCUCUUGACAGGUGAAUGCUAGUUUACUGACAAACAGCAUAAUUAUGAAUGUGAAUAGUCAUGUUUUUAUAUUUCUCAAAUAUAUUUAUUUAGACUUAAAGCAUGUUACUCAAAUUAUUAAAUCUUAGCAACCCUAAUGCACAGUAUUGUUAACAUUGGCUCAUCGGUAUUUCUUUUGACAGGGAAAUCUAACAACCAAGCACAGUACAUGUAAGAACACACUCGAUGUUGUAAGCCCAAUGCUGUUUUACAGCAGGUGUCCCAAUGUAGCAGAUGAUUAUGAUAAAAUCUAAGACCGAGAUAAGAUCAGAUCUUGAUGAAGGUAAUGAUGAACUCAUAAAACAAGAGGAUAACAACAAAUUACUAGUUGUAGCAAAUCAGUUUAAGACAUUUCACUUGGAGACAACAGUCUGGGUGAAGGGUGAUCACCAAUGCCACUGGCUGUUGAGGCCUGUAAAGUCUUGCCAUAACAGGCUUAGGGAAAGUGGACAUGAGUGAAUCUGUACACCAUCUUUGUUUGCAUGCAUCCACGUGUGUGUGUGUGUGUGUGUGUGUGUUUCAUAUCAUGUGAAGUGAUCCUGGGAUUAAUUAUGUGAAUCUAAUCAUUGUAGUGUUUUUGAAACAUGGUGCUGGGAAGAAUACCUGUCAAUUUUCCCAUUCAUCAUGGCUUUUUAAUACAUCCUGCGUUCAUGUUUUUAGUUGCUAAGGUUUACAUACUUCCAUGUAGCUGCUUAGUGAUAUAAUAUACGUGUCCUGCUGUUAUGAAGGUGCCAUUGUUUUUACUGGUUGAUAUGUAGCAUCAGCUGUGUUGGCUAUUGAAAAUAAGUUACGUUGCUCUCUUGACAAAUAUCACUUAAUGUAUGCAAGUCUUAAUUUUUUCUUUCUUUGAAGUGAUUAGUUUACUUCAAUCAUAAGAUCGUUUGACUUUGUGUGGUGCAGUAUUAAAGCAUCCGUCUCUGCCCGCAUCCUUUGAAAAUUGUUUUUUAUCUGAUGUUGGAUCUUUGCUGAGCCAAGCUGACAUUUUGUCUUUUCUGUCAUAUCUGCUUCUCCAUGAAUCAGACAUGUGACACAACUCAUAGCUAAGACAAGAAAGACUUAUCAAUCAUUCCAAAGAGGAGUGACCACCAUCCAGUCAUUUUAUAUGGUUUUGUGUCAUUGCUCAGAUUUCAUGCCAUUGCAUUGUAUCUUUUCUCUUGCACUAUUUAUUCUGUAUAAAAAAUGUAGUAGUGAUAUUAAUGGUCCAAUAAACUGUUUUUCAUGGAG